This is a messenger RNA of Carcharodon carcharias (great white shark), 885 nucleotides long. It is a transcript of the gene nilt63, whose product is annotated as CMRF35-like molecule 1. The transcript has 6 exons. Lineage: Eukaryota; Metazoa; Chordata; Chondrichthyes; Lamniformes; Lamnidae. Bases 48 to 611 code for a protein of 187 amino acids. The record is from RefSeq and is a predicted model, not a curated record.
CAAAAUUGGGAAGUGAGAGAAUACUGUCCCUUAAUUUCGGGCAGAAUAUGGAUUUUAAAGCUAUGUUACUAGUCGUGUUGAUAGCAGCAGGUUCCUGUAAGCUAAGAGGACCAACAGUGAUCAAUGGAAUUCUGGCAGAAAGAGUCACUGUGCAGUUGGGAUAUGACCAAGAAGAUGAAACUUAUACAAAAAGCUGGUGUAAAGUGAUUGACGGCAAAUGCAUUAAUAUCACAGAUACUGCUGGAUACGUGAAUGAACUGUACUUGGGAAGAGCAUCCAUCACUGAUGAUAAAAGAAGUAGAAUACUUUCUAUAACCCUGCAGCAAAUGAGAAAGGAAGAUGCAGGACAGUACGUCUGUGGAAUACGUUUGUCUCAGCAGAAAUACAGAUCGUUCUGGGUAGAAUUAAAGGUUUUAGAAGCCCCUCUGACAUCAGCACCAAGUUCAACAAUAACAAAUCUUAAAUCUCCAUUAAGCCUUCCUAUGAAAUGGAACUUUGUUUUCUUAGCUGUGGUCCUUUAUUUGUCCUUGAAACUUCUUGCUGCUGUCAUCAUUUUUGUGGUGCUACUGAAAAAGCACAGAGGCAAUGGUGAAAUUGCAAAAUGUGAUUGAAAAAGGACAUAAAUCGAUAGAUUAUUUCCUUCAAGUGAGAUGGGGAAGAAUGUGUGGACCUUUCCUGCGGUUGACACCAAUGCUAAAUCUGCACUUAUCUAAUGACGUCAGAUUUACUUUUCUUGAAAUUGAUGUUUGCACAGGCAGUAAGUAACAACACCUGUGAUUGGUUGGUUGUAUAUAUUCAAAAUCAGCAUUUUUGACUGUUGUGCGAUUUUUAGCAACAUGAUUUACAAUUGCUUUAACAUCUGGUUAUGAAUUUCCACUAUUCCAA